Messenger RNA from Neolamprologus brichardi, 1347 nucleotides. The record is from RefSeq and is a predicted model, not a curated record. NCBI's taxonomy places the organism in Eukaryota, Metazoa, Chordata, Actinopteri, Cichliformes, Cichlidae.
AUGGGAGUGAAGUGGGAGAAAAAUGCCUGGUAUCAGAUUGUAGUGGAGGAGGAGAAAAGUCAGACAGAAAGUCAGACAUCAAAUGUGAUCGUGUACGAGAUCUUUGAUUUUAAAUAUAACACUCUGCCCUAUUCUCUGACCAUCAUUGAUACGCCUGGAUUUGGAGACACCAGAGGGAAAGAAAAUGAUAACAUGAUCAGUCAACAAUUAUUGGACUUGUUCAGGUCAGGUGAUGGAGUUAAUGAAGUUCAUGCAGUAGGUCUGGUGAUGAAGGCAAGUGAGAAUCGUCUGACUGACCGACUGAAGAACGUUUUCAGUUCAGUGAUGUCUUUGUUUGGAAAUGACCUAGAGAAAAACAUUGUAGCUCUGAUCACACACUCAGAUGGAACAACACCUAAAAAUGCGCUCAAAGCUCUUGAAGCUGCAAACAUUAAAUGUGCCAAAAACGAGAAGAAGCCUGUUCAUUUCCUGUUUAAUAACUGCCAACGUGAACAAAGAACAGAGGAACAAGAAGAAAACUUGAAAGCUGCUCAUAAAUUUUCAGAGAAAGGAAUGAGAAGUUUCAUAAGAUUUCUGGGAAAAACUGCUCCUCAGAAACUGGAGAAAACUAAGGAAGUUCUGGAUGAACGCAAAGAACUUAGAAUCUGCAUCCAAAAUCUGAUAGAGAAAAUUCAGGUGAUUGAAAUGAAAAAGACAGAAAGAAUACAGAUUUUGGAAGGUCUGGAGAAAAAUCAGCCCAUUGUUGAAAUUGAUGAAACCUACAAAGUUAAAGAACCUAUCAAUGGUGGGGAAUGGGGGAUUGUGUUUUAUGAUGGAGCUACAUUCUGUCAGUUAUGUGAGGAAACCUGUCAUUAUCCAUGCACAACGGGCUGGGGUCCUAAAAUGUGUGGCAUCAUGAAAAAUGGCCGCUGCAUUGUUUGUAUCAACAAAUGUCCUGCAUCUGCUCAUGUGAAAGACACGUGGAGAUAUGUGAUUAAGACAAGGAGAGUAAAGAUGCCUUUGGCAGAAAUAGAUGAGAAAUAUCGAGAAGAAACAGAAACUGAACGUGAGAACAAGUUGAGUCUUCUGGAAAACAUUCAAAAGCAAAUUAACCAACUGACAGCAGAGAAGUCACAGUUACUGGAUGAGUGCUAUCAACAUGUUGUCAGACUGGAGGAGAUCGCUCUGAAAGCUGAUUCAGAGUCCGAUAUUAAUAACUUGGACUUCCUGAUUGGGGAGAUGAAGGAGAUAGGAGACACAGAGAAAUUUCAGAAACUGGAGGAGAUGAGAAGCAGGAUGUAGCAGAAGCAGGACGAAGGAACCAGAAAUUCUCUGCAUUAGGUGAACAUCAUUCAUAAGCUCCCAACU